Suncus etruscus (white-toothed pygmy shrew) is the source of this 867-nucleotide messenger RNA. It is a transcript of the gene STX11, whose product is annotated as syntaxin 11. Lineage: Eukaryota; Metazoa; Chordata; Mammalia; Eulipotyphla; Soricidae. Gene Ontology annotation, biological process: synaptic vesicle fusion to presynaptic active zone membrane; intracellular protein transport; exocytosis. The record is from RefSeq and is a predicted model, not a curated record. The transcript has a single exon. The coding region runs from base 1 to 867 and encodes 288 amino acids. Gene Ontology annotation, cellular component: SNARE complex; plasma membrane; synaptic vesicle. Gene Ontology annotation, molecular function: SNAP receptor activity; SNARE binding.
AUGAAGGACCGCCUGCCCGAACUCCUGGAGCUCACCAGGCGUUACGACCUGCAGUAUCCAGACGAGGGGGACGAUGACCUGGACGGGCCCAGGGAAGACAUCGUGUUCGAGAGCGACCAGCUCCUGCAGGCGCUGUCCCAGGACAUCCAGGAUGUGCAGGCCGAGACCUUGCAACUGGCAUCCGACGUGAAGCGCCUGGGCAAGCAGAACGCGCGCUUCCUCACCUCCAUGAGGCGCUUGAGCAGCAUCAAGAGGGACACCGGGGCCAUCGCCAGGGACAUCAAGGCGCGCGGGGAGGCGGUCCACCGCCGGCUGCAGGCCCUCAAGGCCGUGGGCGAACGGGCAGAGGCCCAGCACGGUGCCCACUCGGCCGUGGCGCGCAUCGCCCGGGCACAGUGCCAUGCGCUCAGCCGUCGCUUCCAGGAGGCCAUGCAGGACUACCACGCGGCCGAGAUGAAGCAGCGCGCCAAUUGCCAGCUGCGCAUCCGACGACAGCUGGAGAUCAUGGGCCGGGAUGUGUCCGGGGAGCAGCUGGAGACCAUGUGCGAGCAGGGCCAGUGGGAUGUGUUCUCGGGGAACCUGCUGGCCGAGCUCAAGGGCGCGCGCAACGCACUUGGGGAGCUGGAGAGCCGCCACCGUGAGCUCGUGCGCCUGGAGAGCCGCCUCCGAGACGUGCACGACCUUUUCUUGGACAUGGCCUUGCUGCUGGAGGAGCAGGCCGACACCCUGGACAUCAUCGAGCGCAACGUAAACCAGACCCGGGACUACACGGGCCAGGCCAAGGCUCAGGUGCGCAAGGCUGUGCAGUACAAGAAGAAAAACCCUUGCAGGGCCAUUUGCUGUUUCUGCUGUCCCUGCUGCGACUAG